Messenger RNA from Glossina fuscipes, 1104 nucleotides. RefSeq names its product probable cytochrome P450 6g2. The annotation marks the transcript as partial. The transcript has 2 exons. The record is from RefSeq and is a predicted model, not a curated record. Gene Ontology annotation, biological process: insecticide catabolic process; response to DDT. Gene Ontology annotation, molecular function: heme binding; iron ion binding; monooxygenase activity. NCBI's taxonomy places the organism in Eukaryota, Metazoa, Arthropoda, Insecta, Diptera, Glossinidae.
AUGAGCAUUCUUUGUUUACCUUUAUUAGUGCUUCUAUAUGUUUACCUAACGUAUCGUUAUCGGUAUUGGUUGCGUCAUGGUGUCGUCGACGUCAAACCUAAUCCUAUACUCGGUAAUUUAGGGUGUUUACUGCGCAUGCAAUGUACUUCUGCUCAUAUGAUACAAGCGAUCUACAACUAUCCCGAAGCUGGAGAUCGUCCUUUCGUUGGUAUUUAUCUUUUUCAUCGUCCGGCUUUGCUGCUACGCGAUCCCGAACUGAUAAAACGCAUUCUAAGUAGGGAUUUUCCAAAAUUUUCUAAUCGGUUCUCAAACUCAGAUUAUUUUGGUGACCCUCUUGCCUCUCGGAAUUUAUUCUUUCUGAAAAAUCCUUAUUGGAAAGAAAUACGUUUGAAGCUGACUCCUUUCUUUACAAGUGGAAAACUGAAACAAAUGUGUUCGCUAAUCGAAGAAGUGGGACUUAAUCUCAAUGAAUAUCUCUUGAAAAUGCCUUUAAACGGCGAUAAGAGUUUCCAACUGGAGCUUAAGGAACUUUGCUCUUUAUAUACCACAGACGUGAUUGCAACUGUAGCUUUCGGUAUACAAGCGAAUUCUUUUAAAUAUCCGAAUGGAGAAUUUCGUCAUAACGGUCGUGAAAUAUUUCGUUUUAGCACUAGACGAGCUUUGAACUUAGGUGUUGUCUUCUUCUUGCCGUAUUUGGUUUCGUAUUUGCGCACAAAAGUCGUACCAACAAAACAAACGGAAUUUUUGCGAUCUACCAUGAAUCGCAUAUUGGAGGAGCGGGAGAAAUCUGGAAUGAAGCGUCACGAUUUAAUCGAUAUCUUGAUAGAAUUCAAAAAUCAAACCAAAAACCAACCAAGGCAAGAUGAUUUAAAAUUUGAAGGUGACCUGCUCGUGGCACAAGCGGCUAUAUUUUUUAUAGCAGGAUUUGAGUCAACAUCGACUACAAUGUCAUUUGCUUUAUAUGAAUUGGCAAAAAACCCGGAAAUGCAAGAAAGACUACGCAAAGAAGUUUGCGAUGCUCUUAAUGAAAGCCGCGGAAAGAUCACACAACAGAUCAUUGAGAGCUUGGAAUAUAUGCAAAUGAUUAUAGACGAAACAUUGAGA